AGAUCGGAGAGGGCACAGGGCCAGGGACUCUGGCCAGACAUAGGCCCAGGUCUGUGGCUGGCCAGCUGCAGCUGUGGGGCCUGGCAUGUGUCUCAACAUGGCCCUGGAGCUCUACAUGGACCUGCUGUCAGCACCCUGCCGUGCCGUCUACAUCUUCUCGAAGAAACAUGACAUCCAGUUCAACUUUCAGUUUGUGGAUCUGCUGAAAGAUCCAGCUUUGGCGGUGGGCACUGGAGGCCUCCGGCUUCUGGGCAAAAGGGUCAUCCUGGUCCUGGGACACAGGUCACCACCACAGCAAAGAAUACAUUGACAUCAACCCCCUCAGGAAGCUGCCCAGCCUCAAAGAUGGGAAAUUUAUCUUAAGUGAAAGCGUGGCCAUCCUUUACUACCUGUGCCGCAAGUACAGCGCACCAUCACACUGGUACCCGCCAGACCUGCACACACGUGCCCGUGUGGAUGAGUUCAUGGCUUGGCAACACACGGCCUUUCAGCUGCCCAUGAAGAAGAUAGUCUGGCUCAAGGACUUAUGCCUGCUGAGCUCCCCAAAUCCUUGUGAACACAUGAUUCCCGGCACCUUCCACCAAUCAGAACUGCUAAAAGAGGUGAAACUGCUUUAUAUCCUGGGAAGUGUUCAAUAUCUAUCCAGCAGACAAGAGUACAGAGACCUGGCAGGGCAGGUGGCCCUGGAGUGCAGCCUCCUCUUCCCUCCUCUUCCCAACCCUGGCCAGUUGCUGAUCCCAAAGAUAACAGGGGAGGAAGUUUCAGCUGAGAAGAUGGAGCAUGCAGUGGAAGAGGUGAAGAACAGCCUGCAGCUCUUCGAGGAGAAGUUUCUGCAGGAUAAGAUGUUCAUCACCGGGAACCAAAUCUCACUGGCUGACUUGGUGGCCGUGGUGGAGAUGAUGCAGCCCAUGGCAGCCAACUAUAAUGUCUUCCUCAACAGCUCCAAGCUAGCUGAGUGGCAUAUGCGGGUGGAGCUGAAUAUCGGCUCUGGCCUCUUUAGGGAGGCCCAUGAUCGACUAAUGCAGUUGGCCGACUGGGACUUUUCAACAUUGGAUUCAAUGGUCAAGGAGAAUAUUUCUGAGUUGCUGAAGAAGAGCAGGUGACCCUAGGCGCAGCCUGUCCCACAGGGCCUGGCUGGCUUAGCAAUCUGAGCCACCUUCCUUAAAGGAAAUACUAAAAAAAAACAAAAACAAAAACAAAAAACUGUUCUUUGCCUAAUAAAGAACUGGAACAACCA
Molecule: messenger RNA, 1237 nt
Organism: Pan troglodytes (chimpanzee)
Lineage: Eukaryota; Metazoa; Chordata; Mammalia; Primates; Hominidae
Product: glutathione S-transferase theta-4
Exons: 6
Coding region: 465-1103 (212 amino acids)
Biological process (GO): glutathione metabolic process
Cellular component (GO): cytoplasm
Molecular function (GO): glutathione transferase activity
Source: RefSeq, a predicted model, not a curated record